AAUAACAGCAUGUAUAUUCUUUUAUAAAAAAAGUUGCCUGAAUUUUUUGCUGAUCCAUUUUUUUUGUCAAGAUCGAAAUGGGAAUGAAGAAUCACGAAUUGGUGCCAGGGUCCUUGGUAGCACAAAUAGCUAAUCUUCGUCACGGAGGGGUACACAAGCUCCUAAAGGAACUGAGUAAACACAGACUGGUCAGUUACGAGCGAGGAAAACACUACGAUGGGUAUCGUUUGACAAACGCUGGCUAUGAUUACCUGGCACUGAAGGUCUUGGUUUCACGUGGGAUAGUCUCGUCCUUUGGAAAUCAGAUUGGUGUCGGCAAGGAGUCCAACAUUUAUGUUGUUGCAGACGAGAGAGGGCAUCCAGUGUGUCUGAAACUACACAGGCUAGGUAGGACU
This is a messenger RNA of Fopius arisanus, 395 nucleotides long. RefSeq names its product serine/threonine-protein kinase RIO2-like. The annotation marks the transcript as partial. The transcript has 2 exons. Gene Ontology annotation, cellular component: cytosol; nucleus; preribosome, small subunit precursor. The record is from RefSeq and is a predicted model, not a curated record. Gene Ontology annotation, biological process: maturation of SSU-rRNA; protein phosphorylation. Gene Ontology annotation, molecular function: ATP binding; protein serine/threonine kinase activity. Lineage: Eukaryota; Metazoa; Arthropoda; Insecta; Hymenoptera; Braconidae.